Contarinia nasturtii (swede midge) is the source of this 692-nucleotide messenger RNA. RefSeq names its product short-chain collagen C4-like. The coding region runs from base 60 to 527 and encodes 155 amino acids. The transcript has 9 exons. NCBI's taxonomy places the organism in Eukaryota, Metazoa, Arthropoda, Insecta, Diptera, Cecidomyiidae. The record is from RefSeq and is a predicted model, not a curated record.
GCUUUGCAACGACUGCAAGUAUUUUGCAUACUGAAUAUUUGAAGCGAAAAAUCUUGAAAAUGAUACUUAAAUUUAUGGUGUUUGGAUGCCUUUUUUUGCUUUUUAUAAGCAAAGUAAAUGCAGAAGAAUGCGACACCAUUGCAUUAUGCAAAGAGAUCAUAACACGCGAAGUAAAUGCACUGAAACGUUCCAUGCAAGGUUCUCAAGGGCAAGCUGGAAUGCCAGGAAAUUCGGGUAUUCCGGGUUCUCCUGGUCCCCCAGGUUUAGAUGGUGUAAAGGGUGAAAAGGGUGAUUUUGGAAUGGGACCAUUUUAUUUUCUUGAACAGGGAAAAACAGAUCAGCAACUGCUCGAGAAUGAAAUGAUGAAUAUUGUUGAGAACAUGUGGCAAGCACAACUUCCUGCUAUUCAACGUCUUGUUACUAUAAACGCACUCAAAGGAGUACAGGGGGCACAGGGCCCACCUGGAGUAAAAGGAGAUAGAGGCAAAAAUAUUCCACAGAUUCCAGGAAUACCCAGUGGAAAAUAGAUCCCUUUGCACUCCUCCCCGUUCGAGUGAAAGACAUCACGCAGAUAUAUUUUUUUACUUCAUGUAUUUCUUCUGCUCUGCAUCUUUAUCUAGGAAGCAAGAUUUUUUUUUUAAUUGAAAACUAUAAUUCAAUGUAAAAUUGUAUGAAAAAUUAUGGUUAUUAAA